Molecule: messenger RNA, 1490 nt
Organism: Ilex paraguariensis (yerba mate)
Lineage: Eukaryota; Viridiplantae; Streptophyta; Magnoliopsida; Aquifoliales; Aquifoliaceae
Source: the annotation of a GenBank genome assembly
UUGAUUUUUUGGAGGGAAAAAUGUAUAAGGGAUAAAAUUCAAUUUAUGAACUAUUUUAUUUUAUAGACAUUUAAUAUUUCAAAGAUAAAAAUAAUACAAUUAAAAUAUUGAGACUUAAAAAGAGAUAAAUCCCAUACUUUGGUACAAUUAACCAAACAUUAUAACAAUGAACAUAGUGCAUACCACAUAUACUCCACACAGCCGGCUUUGACUCCCUCUCUCACAUAAAGGAAAAAAGAAUUAAGAACGCACAGAAGAAAGAUUUUGAGAUUGAGAAAGGUGAGGGAUGAUGAUGAUGAUGAUGCCCGAUGUGAAUCACCAGAGGGUCAAAACCAAUGGUAUAUGGAUGCACAUAGCGGAGAAAGGUACAGGACCACUUGUUCUUCUUCUUCAUGGCUUCCCUGAAAUCUGGUAUUCAUGGCGCCAUCAGAUUACCCACCUAGUCAACCAUGGUUACCACGUAGUUGCCCCUGACCUCAGAGGCUAUGGUGACAGUGACUCCCCACUCAGUCCCUCUUCCUAUACUGUCUUCCACAUCGUCGGCGACCUCAUCGGCCUUCUUGAUCACUUUGGUGAAGAUCAGGCCUUUGUAGUGGGGAGUGACUGGGGUGCAGUGGCUGCUUGGCAUCUCAGCUUGUUCAGGCCUGAUAGAGUUAAGGGAGUGGUUUGUCUCUCUGUUCCAUUUUCACCCAGAUCUCCAAAUAUAAAACUUAUCGAUUCCUUCAACCAAAUGUUUGGAGAUGGGCAUUACAUCUCCCAGUUCCAGGAACCAGGUAGAGCAGAGAUGGCAUUUGCAAGGUACGAUUAUCUGACGGUAAUGAAAAAGUUUCUUCUGAUCAACAAGACUGACCAGCUGAUAGCUCCACCGGGCAUGGAGAUCAUUGAUUUUCUGGAGACCCCUUCAUUUUUACCACCAUGGAUCACAGAAGAAGAACUCCAAGUCUAUGCAGACAAGUUUCAGGAGUCUGGAUUUACUGGACCUCUCAAUUACUACCGUGCUAUGGACCUCAAUUGGGAGCUUCUUGCACCUUGGCAAGGGUCAAAAAUAACAGUUCCGGCAAAGCUAAUUAUCGGUGAUAAGGAUAUUGGAUUCGACUGUGGCGGUACAAAGGAAUACAUAGAGGGAAAUAUGUUCAAGAGCCUAGUCCCCAACCAUGAAGUAAUCAUUCUGAAAGGCCACCAUUUCAUCCAACAAGAGAGAUCUCAAGAAGUUUCGAACGAAAUUCUAUCCUUCCUCCAUAAAUUUUCUGAAAACUAGAUCUAUGUUCGAUAUUUUUCUUGUUAGCAUGAACUUCUUGUUUUAUGUUGCCCUCUAUGUAAAUGAUGCGAUAAAACAGGCACAAUUCGUAUCAAAAAUUUCUAUUUCAAAUGUUCUGAAGUGUCGAUGUGGUUGGAUGCAAAAGAGCAUAGAGACCCUGGUAAAUCAAUUUGGACAUUAAAACAUGACUGAACAGAUUGGUAAACCAUAAAAUGCACUAAAAGAAAUCGUA